GGUAGUUUGUGUGUUGGUAUUAUCUCUGUUAGUACUGUAUUAAACAGCAUAAUUAAUUAGUUUAAUAGUUGAAUAGCUAGCUGCGAAAUGUAGAGUAUUUUCCCCGUCUUUUUUUCAAACCUUAGUUAGUCAUGUUUAUCAGUGGUUCAUAGGGAACUAAUCCAACUUUUUUUUCGAAAAUGGCAUUACUUGGGACCCAGCUUGUCAUUACCUUAGUAAUGGUAAGUAUCAUACAGAAGUUGGGGCCACAUUAUUCUUUAGCAAGAUGGAUCCUUUGUUCCACUGGGUUGGUGCGGUAUCUGUAUCCAACAGAUGAAGAGCUCCGAGCUCUAGCUGGUGUCCCUAAAGAUAAAUCAAAGGGAAAGAAAAGUGGAAGGAACAAUGAAAAUGGAAAGACAGCUGAAACUUUCCACAUUCCACGGAAUUUGGACAUUAAGUUGGAGACUUCCAAAGUGACUGCAUUAGAUGUUGUUCAUCUGAAGUUUUAUUCUGAGUACCAGUGGCUGUUAGACUUUGCAGUGUAUUCAUCUGUUGUAUAUAUUUUAACAGAGGUGUAUCAUGCAUUAGCACCUCCUAAAGAUGAAGUGAAUCUCAGUAUGUUAUGGUGUUCUUUAGUUGUUGGAUUUUCAUUUAAACUGCUUCUCUCACUGACAUAUCAAUACUUCCAGAGUCAGGAGUCAGUGGGUGAACGGUCAACUGUUAUCAUAACAGCAUUUGCUUACUUGUUAAUUGUCAUGGUGAUCCUUAUAGUUGAUGAAAAUUCUCUAGAGUUGGGGCUGAAUACAGCUUACACAAGCUUCAAUGAGAGUGCAGCUGCAUUUUUGGAGAUGCAGGGCCUCGAUUCAUCGGGUCCUGCAUCAAAAAUAGUAUUGAAGUUCUUCUUGGCCCUGUGGUGUGCCCUUUUGGGAGCACUGUUCACUUUUCCUGGUCUGCGUAUGGCAAAAAUGCACUGGGAUUCACUCAGGUAUUGCAGUGAAAACAGGCUACAGAGGUAUCUACUGAACACUAGCUUUGCAUCACCAUUUAUAUUGGUGCUUCUGUGGGUGAAGCCGGUGAGCAGAGACUACUUGACCAACAGGAUCUUCCAUGGUAUGGCGACUCCCCUGUUGACUGAGCAUGCAUUUGAGACCAUGCGGCUCAUCAUGAUUGUUGCUGCAGUCCUGCUACGGCUUGCACUUAUGCCAACAUAUCUACAGGCAUAUCUUAAUAUGGCAUACCAUCGGAUUCAGGAACAGAAAAAAGAGGCAGGCAGGAUAACUAACAUAGAGCUUCAAAAGAAGAUUGCAGCUGUUUUCUACUACUUGUGUGUGGUAACACUACAGUUUGUGGCUCCACUCAUUCUGUGCCUUUAUUUGACAUUUAUGUAUAAAACUCUGGGUAACUACAGUUGGUCUGGCUUAUUUGUUAGUCCAGUAGCAGAGGAAUGCUUCGAGUCACCAUCCCAGUUCAUGCCGUUACCGAGUCUUUCCGGCGAACAGUCGAUACAGCAGUCUGCCAAGCAGUUUACUCUUGCACUUGACUCACUUAAACAGGUGUUCACAACUGAUGUAUUCAGAGGCCUCUUUGGCUUUGCAACAUGGUGGUGUUGUUUUGCAUGGUUUGCCACUUCCUCGUUAGGAAUGGUAUAUCAGUCAUACUUCAGUCACUCAUAAUCUAGUAGUCAUAAUCAUGCUCUGAAUUGAAAUGAAAGGAUUGUUUUAUGUUUUUUCUGUCCAUGCAUCUCAUUCAUCCAUUCAUCCAUUAGUUAUGUAGCAUAAUGUAUUUAUUAAUUUAUCUGUUAUGAAUUCUAUUGAGAGAUAUAGUUGUGUUUUAUUGCCAAGUUUACUUAUGUCUAAGGAAAGCGAAGUAAGUGCUGCUGCUUUAUGUAGCAGCUGUGAUGAUGUUGACACAACACAUUUUGAUAUAUAAAUGUAGUGUCCUCUAAAAAGGAAUUGUGUUUGAACUAAUGCAGCCAGCCAGCCAGCCAUAGAAAGAAUAUGGAUGCCACUUUGGAUGUGUGGGUUUGGGAAAUUUGAAUGAUUAUAUAUUUAUUUUGUAAAAGGAUUAGGGAGAAUAAAUUACAAAAUGCAGUCAUUUCAAUUUAUAUAAUAUUUUGUUGAAUAUUAAAUUUGAUAUAAACACUUAUGUGAAUAGAUGUCCUGAACGUAAAACAGUAAAAUCAAGUUUCUAAUCCCCGAAGCAACUGUUGUUGAAUCAGAUACAUUUCUGGAAGAGUCAAGGCUUAAUGAGAGCAUAUUAAUGUAAAGUAACUGAGCACAUUACUUAUAUUUGAUGAGGACAGCAAGGCAUAUGAAGGAUGUAACUGGCAUCAGAACCAUUUAUGAUCAGUUAACCAUCUAAAAUGUAUAAUUAAAAUUCUAUGACUUCCAAUUUACUUGAAACUCAUAUGAUUUAUAACAUGUUUAAAAUUAUGUCAAAAUUAGGUCUUAGUCAGGUCUGUAACUUCUAUAUAAAACAUUUCUAGACAUGGUGUUUUCUUUUAAAGUAGAAAUGAAAAAUACAAUGGUUAUGUGAUGAUUUGACAAACCCUGAAAUUAGCAUUCAGUGCUCUCCACCUUGCAGUAGCAUUGGCCUACCAGGCACCGAGCCUAGAGGUACAGAUUCUUACUCUGACUGCUUCAAGCUUGUGACUGCAUACUUUGAAGUUUAGAAUGCAAACAAGGUGCUGUAUUCUCAUGUCUGAGCUGGCAUCAGGGGCCAGGGGUCAUUAUAUUCUAGUGUAAUAUCAAGGAAAGUCAAUGGAUUCAGUCUUAAAUAAUUUCCUUCCAUGUUUUGUCUUCAUAACUUAAUUCUCUAAUCUGCAACUUCAUGUUCUUAGUCUUCCAAGUGGCUGAUUAACUGUAGAGUUUUUGUGUUAAAAUUCUGUUAUGUCCUUGUAAGUGAUCAUGUAUCAUAACUAUACAAAGGAGUUUGUAGCAAUUAUUGUUUUAUAUAUCUUAUUGUGUGGGAAAGUAAACUUUAUAAUAAUGUGUAGUUUAUAUGCCUAUUAUUUAAAUUUUGUUAUAUAAACUACAUCUUGUUUGUUGUUUCCAGAUCUGACAUUUAAAUAUUUUAAAAUUGUGUAUAAAUUGUAUGAGUAGUUAUAUUAUGAUAUGUGUGCAGAGUGUUAUUUUAAUAUUAAUGGACUUUUUCAAAUCUAGAAUUUUUGUCUCUGUGCAAUAUACUCUUUCCUCUUAAUAGCUCUAUCAUCUACAGUGUAUGCAUAUGAGCUAUGAAGUAUGCAGUCACAAAGAAUAUUUAUAUAAAUUCUGUAACAUUUCACUGCUGUUGCGUGUGAUAUUAAUAAUUAUAUUAUAUUUAUUUGUACAGAACCAAUAAUUGUGUUUUACCCGAACUUCCAUUUGCUUAUGACAAAAUAAUCAGAUAUUUGAAAACUUUAACAAAACAAAAAUUACUGUCAUUAACAGGUAUGAACAUACACGCAUUUAUUGCUUUAACUUAUUAAUUCACUUAUUUCUUUUAUCAAUUAUAUGAAAUGGUAUUAAUUGGUUAAAUGGUGAUCAAAUGUGUCUAGAAACCAGUAUUGACAGUAUCUUGACAAAUAUUUCUUGUAUUGGCAAGAGCAAAAAUCUAUAAUAUAAUAUGUUUUGUAGA
This is a messenger RNA of Zootermopsis nevadensis, 3594 nucleotides long. RefSeq names its product transmembrane protein 161-like emei (gene emei). NCBI's taxonomy places the organism in Eukaryota, Metazoa, Arthropoda, Insecta, Blattodea, Termopsidae. The record is from RefSeq and is a predicted model, not a curated record.